Molecule: messenger RNA, 1908 nt
Organism: Rhipicephalus microplus (southern cattle tick)
Lineage: Eukaryota; Metazoa; Arthropoda; Arachnida; Ixodida; Ixodidae
Product: piggyBac transposable element-derived protein 3-like
Source: RefSeq, a predicted model, not a curated record
AUGACUGUGCGUCGAUCUAACAACGGCGGUGGCGUUCGCGAGUCUGACAUGCUAGGGGCCAAGCCAAAGAAGCCGCCUCGCAUGAAUAACAUGACCUUCACAAAGUCAUCAGAACGGUCAAGUGGAAACUCGUCGUACAACAGCGGCAACAAGGCAUUCAGCCGAACGCCGCCAUUUAGGAACAGCCCGAGGGUGUACAGUUCCACAGUUCUGAAAGAUUUCAACUCUCCUAGCAAGCAGGACAACGGCCGCGAGCUGGCGGACCAUGCGAAGAAUCACACGAGAAUAAAAAACAAAGCAUCUGAAAAUCUGCUAAUGAGAAUAGCGGAUGGGAAUACGUCAGACAUCAGUUUGUCAGACGACGAGGAAGGCGACCAGCAGCCGACUCAAACUGACAACCAACCAGAUGUCGCGGCCGGGCCUUCAUCACCGGUGGAUGAAAACGACAACAACGAUGGAGAGUCCACUAAGAAAACUAGAGUUUCGUGGACCGCGAAGGACUUCGUGCGGCCAGACACCACAUUCCAGUGUGAGUACGAUGACCCUGUUGCAGUCGCCGAACCCAUUGAGUACUUUCUGAAGUACAUUUCUGAGGAAGUGUUUGAAGAAAUGGCAAGAUGCACAAACAUUUAUGUCAUGCAAACGACAGGAACGAUCCUCGCGACUACUCCAGAUGAGAUAAAAAGGUUGCUUGGUGUUCUUAUUAUAAUGGGAACCCUGAAAUUUCCGCGCAUGCGCAUGUAUCGGCAACCAGCGACACAGAUUCCUACGAUUUGUGAAGCGAUGAGCGUGAAUAGAUUUUUCAAGCUCAGGUCCGCCCUACACGUCACUGAGUCAACAACACCGCACUCACCAGCUGACAAAUUUUGGAAAGUGCGACCACUCCUAAACGCUGUCAAAGAACGUGUUUUACAGUUGCCACCUUCGGAGCACAACAGCAUUGAUGAGCAAAUCAUCCCGUUUACAGGCAGGGCAGCGGCGAAACAGUUCAUCAGGAACAAACCCAACCCAGAGGAAGUAAAGGUGUUCCUUCGUUGUAGUGCAGACGGCAUGGCCCAUGACUUCGAACUGUACCAAGGAAAAGGAACUGGUGUGUCCGAGGAGCACAAGAGCCUUGGCUUGGGUGGCUCAAUCGUCAUGAGGCUUAUUAAAGACUUGCCCUUGUAUCGAAAUUUCAAAUGUUAUUUCGAUAACUACUUUACAUCCGUAGGUCUUCUGCAAGAACUGAAGUCCAUAGGGAUCUGGGCAGUCGGAACAAUCCGCGCCAAUCGAUUGCAAGGCUGCGUCUUGAAGACUGACAAGGAGCUGAGACGCGAAGGCAGAGGAAGCUACGACCAGAAAGUCACAAAAGACGGGGACGUCAUUCUGGUACGGUGGCAAGACAACGGAGUCGUAAACGUCGCUUCAAGCUACGUGGGCGUGGAUGACCUGUCCACUGCAAGGAGGUGGAGCGAGGCCACAAAACAGCACAUCGACAUCCCAUGCCCUGCUCUCAUGAAGGACUACAACACCUUUGUGGGAGGCGUGGACAAAAUGGAUUUUCUCCUCUCGCUGUACCCUCUCCGCCAAAGAACCAUGAAAUGGCCAGUGCGGGUCAUAGGCUACUUUGUCUCUUUUGCCAUAGUGAACAGCUGGCUCGAAUACGUGAAACAUGCGGAAAUGAACCGAAUGCAGCGUAAGAACACUCUGGAUUUGCUGGCAUUCCAGAAUGAAGUUGCCAUGGCACUCAUCAUGUCUAGCAAGAACGUAGCGAAGAAACGGGGCCGCCCAAGCCUCCAGGAGCCGUCUGAACCUCCUCCCCGCAAAGUACACAACGCGGAGCCAAGGUGUGGACUUUCACCUCUUCUCGGCAAGGACCUUAAACAUGCCUGCCCGCCAUUUGUAAGCACGAAUGAUCCUUAUUCCUAA